Molecule: messenger RNA, 839 nt
Organism: Cuscuta campestris
Lineage: Eukaryota; Viridiplantae; Streptophyta; Magnoliopsida; Solanales; Convolvulaceae
Source: the annotation of a GenBank genome assembly
CGGAAAUAAGCAAAUUAAGGCAAGGGAGAGACUGUUCAUCAUCUCCCUCCUCGAGGGAUCCACUUGCAAACUCUCCAUUUUUGAUGGAUUCAUCGAUCCGAUUAUUAAAUUAUUAUUAUUAUCAUUAGAGAAAAGAAAAUUAAUUAAUUGAUUAAUUAACAAGAACAAUAAUUAAAAGGAGGAGGAGAAGAAAUGGCAUAUAGAUCGGACGAAGACUACGAUUAUCUGUUCAAGGUGGUGUUGAUAGGGGACUCCGGCGUCGGGAAAUCCAAUCUGUUGUCCCGAUUCACGAAGAACGAGUUCAGCUCCGAGUCAAAAUCCACCAUUGGCGUCGAGUUCGCCACUCGGACCAUUCAGGUCGACGAUAAGGUCAUCAAGGCUCAGAUCUGGGACACCGCCGGCCAAGAAAGGUACCGUGCAAUUACGAGUGCGUAUUACAGAGGAGCGGUGGGAGCCUUACUGGUGUACGACAUAACUCGGUAGGUGACGUUCGAGAACGUGCAGCGGUGGCUGAAGGAGCUCCGGGACCACACCGACCAGAACAUCGUCGUCAUGCUCGCCGGAAACAAGUCCGACCUCCGCCACCUGCGGGCGGUGCCCACGGAGGAGUCCGCGGCCUUCGCCCAGAGGGAGAGCACCUUCUUCAUGGAGACCUCCGCCCUGGAGGCUGUCAACGUGGAGACCGCCUUCACCGAGGUGCUGACUCAGAUCUACCGCGUCGUCAGCAAGAAGAGCCUCGACGCCGGCGACGACCCGUCGGCGUUGCCCAAGGGGCAGACCAUCAACAUCGGGAACAGGGACGAUGAGCUUUCCGCGGUUAAGAAAACUGGGUGUUGUUC